This is a messenger RNA of Synchiropus splendidus (mandarinfish), 2444 nucleotides long. RefSeq names its product diencephalon/mesencephalon homeobox 1a (gene dmbx1a). The record is from RefSeq and is a predicted model, not a curated record. The transcript is spliced from 5 exons. Gene Ontology annotation, molecular function: DNA-binding transcription factor activity, RNA polymerase II-specific; RNA polymerase II transcription regulatory region sequence-specific DNA binding. Gene Ontology annotation, biological process: regulation of transcription by RNA polymerase II. NCBI's taxonomy places the organism in Eukaryota, Metazoa, Chordata, Actinopteri, Syngnathiformes, Callionymidae. The coding region runs from base 383 to 1546 and encodes 387 amino acids.
UAGAUGUUUUUGGAUAAUAAAUCCUGAACUCCACGUAGCGUUUAUUUUUGAUUGACGUCCCCAGGAGCCAAUAGGAGGCCGGUGAGAGCCCCUCCUCGCCCUCCUUAUAAUCCCUCCUCUAGGCUGCGGCGGGAAGCGCAGACGGCAGCUGGCAGGUGGAGCGCGAGCGCUGCGGAAGCUUGACCUCCACGGGAGUCAGAGACGGAACCGGUGUCCUGGUGGCAGAACCGAAGGGGCAAGUGGCAGAACCGAGUCGAAUUUGGACAGACGCGCUAGAAACGAGAGUUGACGAAGAGCGUUCCGGAGAAGUUUCGGAGCUUAUCGGCGCAGCGCGCGGACCGAGUGACAGCGACCGUCCCGAAGGAGGCGCAGACCCGUCGACAUGCAGCACUACGGGGUGAACGGCUACUCUCUCCACGCCAUGAACUCGCUGAGCGCCAUGUACAACCUCCACCAGCAGGCGGCGCAACAGGCGCAGCACGCCCCCGAUUACCGGCCCUCGGUGCACGCGCUCACGCUGGCAGAGAGACUCGCUGACAUCAUCCUGGAGGCUCGCUACGGCUCGCAGCACCGCAAGCAGCGGCGCAGUCGCACCGCCUUCACGGCGCAGCAGCUGGAGGCGCUGGAAAAGACCUUCCAGAAGACGCACUACCCGGACGUGGUGAUGCGGGAGCGGCUGGCGAUGUGCACCAACCUGCCCGAGGCCCGAGUUCAGGUUUGGUUCAAGAACCGCCGAGCCAAAUUCCGCAAGAAGCAGCGCAGCCUGCAGAAGGAGCAGCUGCAGAAGCAGAAGGAGGCGUCCGGCGAAGGAGAACCAGAGAAGGAGGAGUCCUCCCCUUCAACCACCGUCCUCCCUGAGGCUCAGCUGCCUCCAUCAUCGUCUUCGGCCCCUGACGCAGACAACACCCUGGUUCGUGCUGUGCCCAUAGACAUGGAGCUGAACGUGACGUCGGCUGAAAACUCCGGCAGCGAGUCGGCGACUGAGGACAAUGCCACGGAUAAAGAGGAAGAGAGUAAACCUCCGAGGGAGGAGAACCAAAGUGAGAGAGCGGCGACGCCCGGGGAUGUGUCUCCGAGCUGCAAAAGACUGAGCCCUAAACCAGAUUCUCCCCUGGUCUCUCCAUCGGUGACCCCAUCCUCCUCCACCUCCUCCGGCCUGGCGAGCAGUGGCCCCCUCUCUCAGGGCCACUCCUACUCCUCCUCCCCUCUCAGCCUGUUCCGCCUGCAGGAGCAGUUCCGUCAGCACAUGGCUGCCACCAACAACCUGGUGCACUACCCGCCCUUUGACCUCGGCGCUCCGUCCUCACUCCCAUACCUCGGGAUGAACGUGAACAUACCCCCUGCCCCUCUGGGCUCGCUGCCCUGCCAGUCCUACUAUCAGUCCCUGUCCCACCACGCCCAGCAGGUGUGGAACAACCCGCUUCUGCAGGCCUCGGCGGCGGGCGGACUCAGCAGCCACAGCAGCAAGACCACCAGCAUUGAGAACCUGCGGAUGAGGGCCAAGCAGCACGCCGCCUCACUGGGACUGGACACCAUGUCCAACUGAGGACUAACACAGGACGCACCCCAGCAUGCACCAGCCUGCUGAGUCCCACCUCAGCUGAUGCAAAAAAACAAAAACAAACAGAGACUGAGACACAAGCUUCGACAUAUAAUAAGUCAGAGUCAAACAUAAGUAGUUGACUAUGUACUUUUCAGUCCACAGAAUAACUAAAUUCCACUGUUCUGGUGAGCAAGAAAACAAAAAAAAUAUUUAAAUCCCUUUCACCUCCCCCAAAUUUUGGUUGACUGGAACCUUCUCCUGCUUUAUUGAAUAUAUAUGAAAAAAAGCAGCACUCGGGAGGAAGGUCUCCGACUACUGCACAGCUGAAGAGUAGCCAUGUAUUAGUUUAAUAGCUGCUUUUUACAGACGCCGCCUCCAUAAUGAAGCCAGUCAAGUCGCACAGCGUUUAAUUACAUUUGGCCGCAAGCAGGGGGAGCAGGGGCGAACGCAAUUAUGACCAUAUCGUUUAACACUCAUCAACUCAAACGCUCCCAAAUAUCACGCCGCUUUUCACCGCGCCUCCCUCAGACGGCACUUGGCACUUGAGACGAUGAAUCAGCCGUCUGUUCUGACCCUCCGAAAGGGAGAAAUGCACAUUGUUUUAAUAUGUAAAAUACACAAAUGUCUAUCUAAUCCUGGUGUAAAGAUUAUGUUGUAAGAUUGUACUUCCCCACCCCCACCACCCCACAUGUUUAUGUGUUGAUAGUUUCAAUGUGUUUUCUAUGGCGGGAACUAAACGUGGAAAACUGCAAAUGUUGUAUUUAACACAGAGAGAGAGUGUGUGAUUUGUCUCUGUGGAACUGCAGUGGUAGAUAGACGUGAGGAGGAGGAAGAGACUCCUUAUCCUCAACCCAUGUAGACUUGAACCAGUGUUGGUGUAAAUAAUAAAUAAAAACAUUGC